Messenger RNA from Ananas comosus (pineapple), 1700 nucleotides. RefSeq names its product E3 ubiquitin-protein ligase SP1. Gene Ontology annotation, molecular function: ubiquitin-protein transferase activity. The record is from RefSeq and is a predicted model, not a curated record. The transcript has 12 exons. The coding region runs from base 333 to 1364 and encodes 343 amino acids. Gene Ontology annotation, biological process: protein ubiquitination; organelle organization. Lineage: Eukaryota; Viridiplantae; Streptophyta; Magnoliopsida; Poales; Bromeliaceae.
CGGCCUCAAGUCUCUUAACCCAAAGCCCCUCUCGAUCGAGGGCUUGAGAGUUCAAACUCACUUUCCUCGCCUCGCCCAGUCGCCUUAAUCCCUCGCCUCGCCACCGACACCGUCUACUCGACCGCUCCGCCUACAGACUACAGUCCUACUCCCGGCGGAACCCUCUCGAGCUUGCAGAUUUAUAGAGCUCGCUGCCGAUUACUUCCUUUCCGGCGCCGCCUCUCCGUCCACCGUUUCUAGACCUCUCAUCGUUGCUCCAACCGGCCCUCCUCAACCUUCGCCGUGCCUUCGCCCUCUUCCGCGAUUAUCCAGUAUUUGGCAUUUCUGGGAGGAUGAUCCCAUGCGGUGGAGUGGGAUGCUGUUUGAGUGCUGCAGCUCUUUAUCUACUGGGAAGAAGCAGCGGAAGGGACGCAGAUAUUCUCCGGUCGGUGACUAGAGUUAAUCAAUUGAAGGAUCUGGCGGCUCUUUUGGAUACUGCCCGUAAGGUUCUUCCUCUUAUUGUUACCAUCUCUGGACGGGUAGGCUCUGAUGCACCAAUAAUCUGUGAACAAAGUGGUUUGAGAGGCGUAAUAGUUGAGGAAACGGCGGAGCAGCACUUCUUAAAGCAUAAUGAUGCUGGGUCAUGGAUACAAGAUUCUGCUUUGAUGCUUUCUAUGAGCAAAGAGGUUCCAUGGUACCUGGAUGAUGGGACUGGACGUGUGUAUGUUGUGGGGGCUCGUGGUGCCACUGGUCUGGUCUUAACUGUGGCAAGUGAAGUUUUCGAGGAAUCAGGGCGAUCUCUUGUGCGUGGGACUCUGGAUUAUUUGCAAGGCCUCAAGAUGCUUGGUGUUAAGCGAACGGAAAGAGUUCUGCCCACCGGAAGUUCCUUCACUGUGGUUGGCGAGGCUGUCAAAGAUGAUGUUGGAACUGUUCGAAUUCAGCGGCCGGAUAGAGGACCAUUUUAUGUGUCUCCAAAAGAUAUUGAUCAACUGAUUGCAAAUCUUGGAAAGUGGGCAAGGUGGUACCAAUUUGCUUCUAUGGGAUUUACAGUCUUUGGUGUCUUUUUGCUCGCUAAGCAUGCCCUUCAGUGUGUUUUGGAAAGACGGCGCCGCUGGGAAUUACAAAAAAGGGUAAUUGCUGCAGCAGCACAACGACAAGCAAGGGAAGCUGAAGGAUCGAAUGGGAAGUCUGAUAAAGCACCAGAAAAUGCCAAAAAAGAUCAUCUGGUGCUAGACAUAUGUGUUAUCUGCCUUGAGCAAGAAUACAACGCUGUUUUUGUUCCGUGCGGUCACAUGUGUUGCUGUAUGACGUGCUCCUCACAAUUGGCCAACUGUCCCCUCUGCCGCAGAAGAAUCGAUCAAGUUGUAAGGACUUUCCGCCAUUGAGGCGCCAAUCAUAGGGCAGGACGGUCCUCUUCAAUCUGAAAGCUCUGCUUUGCGUUGAUGUGAAGUGAUUCGGGCUUUUCGAAAGAAUGGUUGCAUUUAUUGGGUCAGUCAUUGCUCGAGAUGUUAUCUUGCAUCAUCGGUAUUAGCUCAAAGUUGUCAAAAGCUCGAAUCUCUCUAUUUGACACUGAUUAUCUCUACAAGUAGCUUACUUCGUCGAUGUAUCAGAAAAAUGAACCUUUAAGUUUCUCGCCUCCGUGGCUAUUUAUAGCACUGUAAAAUGUAAAAAAUCUUCAAUGUUGCUUGAUGUGUGCAAACAAAUUCUUCCUUUUUUUAUUA